Molecule: messenger RNA, 1164 nt
Organism: Chelonus insularis
Lineage: Eukaryota; Metazoa; Arthropoda; Insecta; Hymenoptera; Braconidae
Product: ankyrin repeat and protein kinase domain-containing protein 1-like
Exons: 1
Coding region: 1-1164 (387 amino acids)
Molecular function (GO): protein binding
Source: RefSeq, a predicted model, not a curated record
AUGUUACAAUCAUUGCAUCGAGCGUGUGCAGAAAAAGAUUAUAAAUCAGUGAGAAAACUUUUAGAAGAAAAAAGAAUAGAAAACAUCAAUAGUGUUGAUUUACAUGAGAAUACUGCUCUACAUGUGGCAUGUCAAGUUGAAGAUCUUGAUACUGUAAAACUUCUUCUGGAACACAAUGCAGAUGUGAAUGCAAAAAAUAAUCAAGGUCAAACUCCUCUCUAUAUGGUAUUGGGUGUCAAUUGUUUCUACCAUGGAAGUGUAAAUUUGAAGAUAAUUAAAACUCUACUGGAGCACAAUGCUGAUCCCAACAAUGUUGAUAACAAUGGCAAGACUCCAAUGGCAAUUGCUUGUGAAAGUGAUGAUUUAACAGUUGUAAAAAUUUUAUUGGAGCAUGAUGUUGAUAUGAAUUGGACUGAUCUCCAAGGAAGAACACUUCUUCAUUUAACAACAAUACUAUAUGCAUCGCAUAUAUUUGAAUAUUUAUUGUCUCAAGGUGCUGACAUCAACUGUAAAUGUGAUUUUGGUAAAACUGUGCUUGAUUAUUUACGCGACAUGGUGUUUGCUGAUGGAUUCAUCAACGGUCAAGGUGAAGAGGUGCACCGAUAUCAGAUUUAUUAUUGCAUCAGAAUAUAUGAACGAGCGAAAAUUCAGAUAAUUAAAUUAAAAUGUGCUGGACUUUAUGUCAGUCAACAUAAUGUUGAUUUAAUUUAUUCAGACUUGGAAUUCCAAGAUGUGAUAAAGAAACUUGAAAAUACAUUUUCACUGCAGAGUGACGAUAUAGCGACACUUGAAUAUCAAUGUAAGAAAGAAAUAGAUAUGUUGAAGCGUAUUAAUGUUUGUUGCAUGACACUCUAUCAUAUUUUAGCUAAUGAUAUCAAUAAAACUAGCAGUCUAGCUAGGAAUAAAAGUAAAUGUCAAGAGAUUAUGAGAAUUUUAGAGUUGAAUUUGAUCAAAGUUGUUUUUCCGAUAUACAUUGAUUUGAUAAAAAGUAGAGUCAAAGAAGCGAUGAGAAGGAAUGAAUUAUUGGAUGUUAUUGAGAAUUAUAAUGUCUCAAAAAUUUUUCAAGGUUUACCUUUGAUAUGUAUUCGAGAAAUAUUCAGUUACUGUAGUACAACCGAUAUUAAAAAAUUUCAGAAAGCAAUUGAGAGGAUGAAAAUGAUAUAA